Clonostachys rhizophaga is the source of this 1149-nucleotide messenger RNA. The record is from the annotation of a GenBank genome assembly. NCBI's taxonomy places the organism in Eukaryota, Fungi, Ascomycota, Sordariomycetes, Hypocreales, Bionectriaceae.
AUGCCUGUGACAGUCUACCCCGCGAGCACCACGGCUGUGGCCUGGAAGCAGCCAACAGGGACAUCGCCCGAGGAACUGUUCCGGUCAGCAUGCUCUGACGAUGCGCAGAAAUGCAAGAUGAUGAUUCAAUCUUCAUUCCAGGAUAUUGCCAGCGCCCACAUCCACGGCUCCAACAACGGCUUCGUUUAUGCCGCAUUCCAAGCAUACAAUCACCAUUACCACCUGAAAGUUCGACCUGAAGAUGUCUGGUUCUCCAUUCUUGUCCAACUAAGCUUCUACAUAAACAAGCAUGCUGAGGAGCUCCGAUCUCUCUUUGUCGCGCACGAGGGGCAGAAGGAGAUCGAAAUCAAGGAAAUCGGCACCAUUAAAACUGUCGACUUUGGCAAGCUGGCCGUCGCCAUGUCGCGCGAGCUUGAAAACCACGUUGUCGAUGCGCAGCUCAGAGACUGGAUCAUGCCCGACUUCACCACCACCCAGGAUAACGACAAGAUAGUCGCAGCAAUUCUCAUGAUGGGAACCUUGCAGAAGUACUUUAGUUACAAAAUGACCAUGAUGUGCGGAAUACCCUCGGUGACUCUUCAAGGUGAGAGGGAAGACUGGACAAAGCUGCGCGAUCGUCUCGACAAGAUUGCCAGUUGGGGCAAGGAGCCCGCCCAGUUUGCAACACGGCUAAAGACAGUUAUUGACUACUUCAUCCUCUCGUUCGACGAGCCAACCAGUGCUGAUGUGAAGGAGUUCUGGAACAAGAUUGCCCACUACAAGAGUGGCGGCUCAGGGCCAACAUACUUGUCGGGCUGGAUGACAUCAUUCUGUUUCUGGUCGGCAGAAGGAGAGCUCAUCCGCAACACUGGCUUCGGCUCCGAACUCGCGUUCUGCGAGAUUGGUAAUACUACUUUCCUACCUGUCGAUACAGAUGAUAUCCCAGCUGGAUAUGCCUCCGUUCCAGUCAAGGUGGACGACAACGGAACCCCGUAUCAGACAAGGAUGUUGGCUGGUUCCGUCGGGCAGCAGUUCACCAGCAGCGGAGGGCCCGUGACACACACAGAUCUUCGGGGCAACAAGAUCGACCCACCCAACGGCGAGACGACGGGCCUCGACACUAUUGAGCCUGUUAUCGGAUGGUGGAUGUAUGAAACUUUCGACAAAUGA